AACAGGUAGUGCUUAUUGGAUGAAACGAAAUUUUUUGACCGUAAUGAGUUGUUUGUUUGUUAGUGUAUAAUACUGUUAUUUAUAUAAGUUACGUUUUACAUCUUAUAUUGAAUUAUAUUGUUUUAUAAAAUGAACAAUUCAUCAGAUCCUAGACGUCCAGAACGAGAAAUUCGUUACAAACCCAGUGUGUUGAGCAGUCAGGCACAACCAGGCGACUAUUCUUCGCCAGAUUAUAUGAAUAUAUUAGGAAUGAUCUUUAGCAUGUGUGGUUUAAUGAUGAGAUUAAAAUGGUGUGCAUGGGUUGCAUUGUAUUGUUCAUGUAUUAGUUUCGCAAAUUCUAAAAUGAGCGAUGAUACUAAACAAAUUCUUAGUAGUUUUAUGUUAUCUAUAUCAGCAGUUGUAAUGUCGUACUUGCAAAAUCCACAACCCAUGACUCCACCAUGGGCAUCUGCAAUACAAUAAAGAACUUCCAAAAUUUCCACGUGGUUCUU
Eufriesea mexicana is the source of this 491-nucleotide messenger RNA. Its product is annotated as protein Asterix. Bases 130 to 462 code for a protein of 110 amino acids. Gene Ontology annotation, molecular function: protein folding chaperone. The transcript has 2 exons. Lineage: Eukaryota; Metazoa; Arthropoda; Insecta; Hymenoptera; Apidae. Gene Ontology annotation, biological process: protein insertion into ER membrane. Gene Ontology annotation, cellular component: endoplasmic reticulum membrane. The record is from RefSeq and is a predicted model, not a curated record.